Molecule: messenger RNA, 585 nt
Organism: Colletotrichum higginsianum IMI 349063
Lineage: Eukaryota; Fungi; Ascomycota; Sordariomycetes; Glomerellales; Glomerellaceae
Product: 3-hydroxyanthranilate 3,4-dioxygenase
Exons: 3
Coding region: 1-585 (194 amino acids)
Biological process (GO): 'de novo' NAD+ biosynthetic process from L-tryptophan; quinolinate metabolic process
Cellular component (GO): cytoplasm
Molecular function (GO): iron ion binding; 3-hydroxyanthranilate 3,4-dioxygenase activity
Source: RefSeq, a predicted model, not a curated record
AUGCUUGGACCCCCUGUCAACCUUCCCAAGUGGCUGGAGGAAAACUCCCACCUCCUCAAGCCCCCAAUCAACAAUUACUGCGUCUACAAUGAAGACUUUACCGUCAUGGUUGCGCAACCAACUACUCAAUCAGAUGUUAACUUCGCGCAGAUCGUCGGUGGCCCCAACGCCCGGACGGAUUACCACAUCAACCAAACGCCCGAGUGGUUCUACCAGUACAAGGGCGCCAUGAUGCUCAAGGUCGUCGACGAGGGCGUCUUCAAGGACGUCAUCAUCCGCGAGGGCGAUAUGUUCCUCUUGCCCGGCAACACUCCUCACAACCCUGUGCGCUUCGCCGACACAGUCGGCGUCGUCCUCGAGCAGCGUCGCCCCGAGAGCUCGCUCGACCGCAUGCGCUGGUACUGCGAGUCGUGCCGCGAGAUCGUCCACGAGGCCGCCUUCCACUGCACCGACCUCGGCACCCAGAUCAAGGCCGCCGUAGAGGCCUUCAAGGCCGACGAGCAGGCGCGGACGUGUAAGAAGUGUGGCACCGUCGCGGAGGCGGCGCCGAAGCCCGGGUCGAUCACGAAUCCCAACUUGGAGUGA